UACAAAGCCCAACAGGAAACAGAAGAGGAAGAAAAGGAGGCGGAAUAAUGGCGGAAUAACAUCCCUUAUUACAAAAACAACAUUUAAGCUUUUAAAAUCCUCACAUUUUAUUAAACUACGCGCAGAUUGCCUACAAUGGGCAGCAAGACGAGCGACUCGUUCCACGUCCAGUUGGCGUCUAUAGUAGAAGUGCUGGCCAACACGGCCGUGGCUGAGAUCUGCAAACUUGUAGACGAUGGCUAUGCGAUGCUGCAUCUUGAAAUCUCACAGAGCCAGAGAGAGAUCGACAACCUUCGACGCAAACUGCUGUUGGCCAAACUCCAGAGUUCCCGACGGAACCACGUGGUGGACCGACCUGGCGCGCUGCGACGCGCGUCUCCUCGCGUGUCCGUCAGGUCGAGAAGUGUCAACCCCGUGGAGUAUUUCAGAGCAAAAGGCAAACAGCCGCUGUCAGUGACGGAAGGCGUGGAAGAUGAUCCAGUCAUUAUUAAGGUGGAAGGCAGAGCGCAGGACGCCGUCGGACCCUCUACGCACACGCCAGCGCCCCCGGCCUCGGCACUCCCGGGACCCCCAAGUGGAUCCCCCCCGGUCGCCGCGGGCAACCAGACCCCAGACCGGACCCACUCCUCCCGGGACCAGGCCUGCUACUGGGAGAGCUACCCGGCCCCCCCAGUGUCCCUUGGCGACAGCGCGGUCAACCCGGCGACGGGGGGAGACGGUGGGGACUGGGCCGGGGCCGCCCUGGGGAGCUGGGGGAUGAGGUGUCUGGCCUCGAGGUGGGGGGCGCUGGGGGGCGGAGCCCGUUCCCGUCAAAGAGGAGGUGGAGGCCAGGGAGUCGUGGCUCACUGGGGAGGGGCUCAGUGGAGAGGAGGGAGGAGGGGAGGGGGAGAUGGACGCUGCAGGAGCCAAUGGGAGCGCUCUGUUUAGGACGUUUGACCUGGAGGGCGGAGGAAGAUCAAAGUUCUCCUCGGGGAACUUCAAAACAUUCAUGGGACGCUCCUCCAUCGUUAGCGAACCGCGCAUCGAACAGCCGUCAGCACCUCCUCCCCUCCUCCUCCUCCUCCUCCUUCCCCAGCCGGGCCCCCCUGCCCCUGGGCCCAGGGGGAGAGCCACUGUUCCGCUGCGACGUCUGCGGGAAGUCCUUCACCAAGUUCCCGUCCCUGCGGAGGCACGAGCGCGUCCACACGGGGGAGAAGCCCUUCUCCUGCCGGCACUGCGCCAAGCGCUUCUCCCACAGCCACCAGCUGAAGAACCACGAGCGCACCCACACCGGAGAGAAGCCCUUCCGUUGCGAUGUCUGCGGCCGCUGCUUCGCCCAGUCCAACCACAUGAAGAGGCACCUGCGCACGCACGCCGCACCCAACGGGAUCCAAACCGCCGACCCGCUGGGCCGGUAGCCGGGACGCCGCAUUCGUCUCUGAACAUUUGACAAGGAGGGUUUCUCCCCCGUCCUAGCAUCCAGGUGAAAGUGGGAACGUUCUGUGAACUCCUGAUCUCCGAGGCUCUGCUUGUGGGUGAGGUGGGAAGCGGGCAUAUUUUUUUUAUGUGUUAUUAAAGUCAAAACUGUGUAUUAAAAUCACUUGGGUGAAUUGUGUCAGCAUUGUGUGAUUUAUUAAGCGAGGUUUACAUAUGAAGUUAAAGUUGCUGUAGGUAAGAUUUGAGAGUUGUAAAGAGAGAGAGGAAGAUGAGGUUUGGAAACUGAACAACCACAGCAUCUCCUCCCUCCCUUUAAUUCGGCCCGUGUUGCGUUCACACACCUCAACGUUGUGCGGGGCGUGAUUGACAGAGAAGACGGAUUCCCCGGAUGAGUUGAAAUCCCGAUUCUAUCUUGCAGAGGCCAUUGCAGUCAAAGAGGAACAAAUAUUAUCAAAGUAUUUCGUUGCCGAACAGCUGAUCGAUGGCUGUGGCAUUUCUAACAAAUUGUAUGAAAAUAAUAUAUAUCAAUAUCUGACCUACAGCACUUAAAGUAAGACUAUAUUGUGGUGUGAAAUGUUUUGGGAUGAAUUUAUAAUAUACAUAAUAUUGACAGGUUACUAAUAAAAUCAAUACUCUUAAUGA
Molecule: messenger RNA, 2058 nt
Organism: Gadus morhua (Atlantic cod)
Lineage: Eukaryota; Metazoa; Chordata; Actinopteri; Gadiformes; Gadidae
Product: zinc finger protein 22
Exons: 2
Coding region: 909-1397 (162 amino acids)
Biological process (GO): regulation of transcription by RNA polymerase II
Cellular component (GO): nucleus
Molecular function (GO): DNA-binding transcription factor activity, RNA polymerase II-specific
Source: RefSeq, a predicted model, not a curated record